Messenger RNA from Echinostoma caproni, 183 nucleotides. The record is from the annotation of a GenBank genome assembly. NCBI's taxonomy places the organism in Eukaryota, Metazoa, Platyhelminthes, Trematoda, Plagiorchiida, Echinostomatidae.
GAUCAGGAUGAAGCCUUCGAGGAUGGAGAUGCGCGGGCUUUCCUGGAGGAGUUCGAAGACGUCGCGGAGCUGGAGGAAAUAUGGUCGGACCGGGGUAAGUUGACGGCCCUCCGAGCGCUUCUCGAGGGCCGGGCGCGGGCGGUGUUGGAUGCUGCGCGAAGAGGCCCGGAGAAGAUGAAAUAG